AUGGCCAUGAGUGAACUGGGCACGCAGAAGGCUGGUGAAGGCACUGUCUCUCGCCUGCUCAAUGUGGUGGAAAGUGAGCUUCAGGCGGGGAGGGAGAAGGGAGAUCCGACGGAGAAGCAACUUCAGAUCAUUCUGGAGGAUGCCCCACUCUGGCAGAGAUUCAAGGAAGUCACUAAUGAAAUGAUCGUGACCAAGAAUGGCAGACGGAUGUUCCCUGUGCUGAAGAUUAGUGUCACAGGACUGGACCCCAAUGCCAUGUACUCCCUCCUGCUGGACUUUGUCCCCACAGACAGCCACCGCUGGAAGUACGUCAAUGGGGAAUGGGUACCCGCAGGCAAGCCAGAGGUCUCUAGCCACAGCUGUGUCUACAUUCACCCCGACUCCCCCAACUUUGGGGCUCACUGGAUGAAAGCCCCCAUCUCCUUCAGCAAAGUGAAGCUGACCAACAAGCUCAAUGGAGGCGGGCAGAUAAUGCUGAAUUCUCUGCAUAAAUAUGAGCCCCAGGUUCACAUAGUACGUGUUGGAGGUGCCCAUCGAAUGGUCAUGAACUGCUCCUUUCCUGAAACCCAGUUCAUUGCUGUGACUGCCUAUCAGAACGAGGAGAUAACAGCUCUCAAAAUUAAGUACAACCCUUUUGCCAAGGCCUUCUUGGAUGCCAAGGAAAGAAACCACCUAAAGGACAUUCCAGAGGCUGUCUCCGAGAGCCAGCAUGUGACCUAUUCUCACUUGGGAGGCUGGAUCUUUUCCAAUCCGGAUGGCAUGUGCGCAGCAGGGAACACCAGUUACCAGUAUGCUACGCCUUUGCCUCUGUCUGCUCCCCACACCCACCAUGGCUGUGAGCACUACCCUGGCCUCCGAGGACAUCGGCAGGCUCCCUACCCCUCUGCGUACAUGCAUAGAAACCAUUCUCCCUCAGUGAAUUUGAUAGAAAGCUCAAGCAAUAAUCUGCAAGUUUUCUCGGGACCUGACAGCUGGACUUCCUUAUCCUCCACACCCCAUGCCAGCAUCCUGUCUGUACCCCACACCAAUGGGCCAAUCAAUCCAGGACCCAGUCCCUAUCCAUGCCUGUGGACCAUCAGCGAUGGCGGUGGGGGCCCUGUGGCGUCAAGCUCAGAGGUGCACGUCAGCACCCCAGGGACAUUUCUCCUUGGGAACCCUGCUGUCACUUCACCUUCCUCUGUGCUCCCCACCCAAGCAACCACUUCAGCCAGUGUGGAGGUCCUGGGUGAGCCUUCACUGACCAGCAUUGCUGUAUCCACCUGGACAGCAGUGGCCUCACGUCCCUUCCCAGGCUGGGGUGGCCCCGGGGGAGGAGGGCGCCAUUCCCCCUCUUCAUUGGAUAGUUAGGCAGAUUCCUAGGAGCCUCUGUCAGCAGAGAACUGUCUCUGUGUAGGUCCAUAGCAGCUGCAUCUGCUAAUUCUAGUGAGUUGGGCUGCAGAGUCUCUUCACCCAGAGGGCUGGAGGGCUGCAUGGUAAUGCAAAAAGGCCUUCCAAAAAGUGGCCUAGCUUGGGUGAUGCAGAUUUUACUACUUGCAUCUCCAUUUCCUGUGGCUCCCUUGCUAUCUUCGAACUUACCCCUGCCAUGCUUAGAUUGCAAAGUCGGCUUUGUCCUUUGUGCCCUGCCCCUUGCUUCCUUUUCUCUGGAGGUGGUACAGGAUUGUGAGGAAACAUUUACCUAGUGAGGUGGCUGCCUCUUAGCUUGGGGCAGCCUUGGAAAGCACCUGUGGCCAUCAGUUCUGAGCUAGCUUCGGCUUUGAGACCCUGAGAUGUGAGUCUAUAAAGCGAUCCACAGGAAGCUAAUGUUAAAGUCAAUCCCGUGUUGUUCGAAGAAGCGUGUCUGGAGUUGAGGAAGUGAGGUUGACUCCUCCACUAGCUCACAAUCAGUGGCUCCCCAUUUCCUUCAGAAUGAGACUUCAGAUGAUGCCAUAUUCUAAGGACAGCCUCCAGCAUUCGGCCUUCCUCUAUAUCUCCAAUGUCAACUCCUUCCGUUAACCUUUUAGCACCAGUCAAGCUGGCGACUUUCCCUCCUUUGAACACUGCUGCACUUGCUCUCCUCCUUGCCUAAAGUAACUCCCUCCAGUCCUGCCUGUGUGAAUUGUACCUACUUGGCCAGGAUUGGUUGAAAGGCCACUCCAGCGUCAAUCACCUGAGGUGAUGUUUGCCCUUCUCUGUCCCCGCUUUCCCACCAUCUUUACCUCAGGCACAGAGCUCACCACAUUCCGCCUUAUAUUUCUGUAAGUGUAUUUGCUUUCCUCAUGAUUGUAAGCCUCCUGAGGGUAAGACCCAGCC
Cricetulus griseus (Chinese hamster) is the source of this 2289-nucleotide messenger RNA. The record is from RefSeq and is a predicted model, not a curated record. NCBI's taxonomy places the organism in Eukaryota, Metazoa, Chordata, Mammalia, Rodentia, Cricetidae.